AUGGGAGCAACAUCGGCCAGCGGUGCUUGCACUGGCCAAUGCUCUUCGCCCAGUGUAGGAGCUUUGAAUACCUUGGUCAGCUUGUUGGUGGAGAGUCUGCUAACGGCUCAGUGUGAGAUCUCACCAAAGGAAUUAUGGCCCCAAGAUUAUGCUGAGGAAGCUUUGCAAAAUGGCUUGGAGACCUAUGACUUUGUGGUGGUAGGUGGAGGUUCAGCAGGUUCGGUGGUGGCCAGUCGGCUGAGUGAGAAUCCACAGUGGAAGGUUUUGGUUUUAGAGGCAGGCAAUGAUCCGCCGCAAGAAUCGGAGGUACCCUUUUUGUUGAAUAGCGUACAGGGUUCCAACAACACCUAUCUUUAUAUGGGAGAAUCAAAUGGCCAUUCUUGUAAAUCUUCCCGUCAAGGUCGUUGUGGCUGGAUUACCGGCAAAUGUUUGGGAGGCUCGGGCGCCAUUAAUGCCAUGCUGUAUUUUCGUGGCACGCGUGGCAAUUAUGAUGAAUGGUGUUCCAAGGGCUGCACAGGCUGGUGUCACAAGGAUGUCUGGCCUUAUUUUCAAAAAUCCUUUCAAACUCCAGCAAAUCACAGCCUUCCCCAAGGCCAUAUAAGCCUUAAUGCCUAUGGCAGCUAUGCUGAUGAUCUGAUCGAACUCUUUUUCAAAGGCUCCCGAGAAAUGGGAGUGCCUCGCAUAAAAGACUUUGUGGAGGGUAGUUACAUAGGCUAUGCCAAGUUUCGGGGUACUGUGGAGAAUGGGCAAAGAGUGAGCACUGCAAAGGGUUUUUUGGGAAGAGUGGCUGACUCCAGGCCCAAUUUGAAGGUUAUAAAAAAUGCCUUUGCUACCAAAUUGGAGUUCAAUGAACAAGGUGAUCGUGUACAAGCGGUAGAAUUCGUUUUGCAAGGCCAUACCCCCAUGAAAGUCAAUGUAGGAAAGGAGGCCAUUUUAUCCGCAGGAACUGUGGAAUCCGCCAAGCUGCUCAUGUUAUCGGGAGUGGGUCCCCGUUCUGCAUUGGAGUCAGCAAAUAUACCAGUGCUUCACCAGCUGCCUGUGGGAGAAAAUCUCCAAGACCAUGUAGCCAUACCCAUAUUUUUUUCCAUACCCGGCCCUCUCACCCAGUUGGAUACCGCGGAUAUUUUUGAAUAUUUAAAAUAUCAAAGCGGACCCUUAAGCUCCAUAGGAACUGGAACUCUAAAUGGUUUCAUAAAGACCGAUAAGAAAUCCAAAGGUCCCUAUCCUGAUAUACAACUUCAACAUCAUACAGUUAGGCGUGGCGCCCCCAUGGGCAUGGGUUUUCUGGGAGGCUUUGGUGCCACCGAAGAAUUGAAAAUCUUUUUCCAGGACUUGAUAAACAAAGGAGAUGUGGUCAUGGUAUUUGUUAUACUAGCUCAACCGGAAUCCAAAGGUCUUAUUAAAGUGAAAAGUUCUUCGUAUCAGGAUGCUUUACACAUAGAACCCAAUUAUCUAUCGAAUCCUAAGGAUAUUGAAGGCCUAUUGAGAGGUGUUAAAUAUCUAAGGGAUCUAGAAAGGACCUCAGCUUUUCGACAGAAAAAAGCCAAAAUAGCUCUAGUUCCCAUUGAAGAUUGUAAGCAGUAUUCCCCGGACUCUGAAGAAUUUUGGCGUUGUUAUAUUGGCUACUAUUCAUCGACCAGCAGCCAUUUGGUGGGUACUGUAAAAAUGGGUUCGGUGCAAGAUGAAAGUGCCUGUGUGGAUCCUAGACUUAGAGUUAAGGGUGUUACAAAUCUGCGGGUUGCUGAUGCCUCAAUAAUGCCUAGAAUUACCAGCUGCAAUACUUAUGGUCCCACCAUAAUGAUUGGUGAGAGGGCAGCAGAUUUUGUCCAAGAGGAUUGGAAUAUUCAGAAAUGAUAAAAAAAUUG
Stomoxys calcitrans (stable fly) is the source of this 1865-nucleotide messenger RNA. RefSeq names its product glucose dehydrogenase [FAD, quinone]. Gene Ontology annotation, molecular function: flavin adenine dinucleotide binding; ecdysone oxidase activity. The record is from RefSeq and is a predicted model, not a curated record. Lineage: Eukaryota; Metazoa; Arthropoda; Insecta; Diptera; Muscidae. The transcript is spliced from 2 exons. Bases 1 to 1854 code for a protein of 617 amino acids.